AUGACCGACACAAAAGACCAGGAACCCGCAGAAAUGCGAGUUGAUCCAGCACGAGCAAAACACCUCUCCUCAAACAUCUCCUCCAUACUCUCUCGCAUCGAGUCCGCCAAACCUUCUUCAGGCCCACCAGUCCGCCUCGUCGCCGUCUCCAAGCUCAAACCCGCCAAUGACGUUCUAGCCCUGCAUUCCGCACCCCACAACCACCUCCAUUUUGGCGAAAACUACCAGCAAGAACUCCUCCAAAAAUCUCUCCUUCUGCCCCGAGAAAUCCGCUGGCAUUUCAUCGGCGCGUUGCAGACGAAUAAGUGCAAGCCGUUGGCGGAACAGAUACCGAAUCUGUGGUGCGUGGAGAGUGUGGAUACGGGGAAGAAGGCUGAUCAGCUAGAGAAAGGGAGGGCGGCGCUCUGUGAGAAGGAGAAAGAUUACGGAGGGGUGCCAUUGAGGGUGUUCGUGCAGGCCAAUACGUCCGGGGAAGAGGAGAAGAGUGGGGUGGAACCUGAAGGGGGCGGCGGAGUUGUGUAG
Letharia columbiana is the source of this 522-nucleotide messenger RNA. RefSeq lists its product as uncharacterized. The transcript has a single exon. Gene Ontology annotation, cellular component: intracellular anatomical structure. Bases 1 to 522 code for a protein of 173 amino acids. Gene Ontology annotation, molecular function: pyridoxal phosphate binding. The record is from RefSeq and is a predicted model, not a curated record. NCBI's taxonomy places the organism in Eukaryota, Fungi, Ascomycota, Lecanoromycetes, Lecanorales, Parmeliaceae.